Messenger RNA from Amphibalanus amphitrite, 369 nucleotides. RefSeq names its product smoothelin-like protein 1. Gene Ontology annotation, molecular function: protein binding. The record is from RefSeq and is a predicted model, not a curated record. Gene Ontology annotation, biological process: actin cytoskeleton organization. Gene Ontology annotation, cellular component: filamentous actin; microtubule organizing center. The transcript is spliced from 4 exons. Bases 1 to 369 code for a protein of 122 amino acids. Lineage: Eukaryota; Metazoa; Arthropoda; Thecostraca; Balanomorpha; Balanidae.
AUGGUAUACUCUGAUGGCUUCGAACUGGACUGCGUGCCCCAGGGAAAGGGAACUAAGGAGGUCAUGCUGUUCUGGGUCCAGUGCCGGCUGAGGGACUACAAGACGAUCAAGGUGGAGAACUUCUCCACCAGCUGGGCUGACGGCAUGGCCUUCUGCGCGCUCAUCCAUCACUUCUUCCCGGACGCCUUCGACUUCAACAAGCUCGACCCGAGGAACCGGCGCUACAACUUCGACCUAGCCUUCAGGACGGCCGAUCAGCGGGCGGGCAUUUUUCCGCUGCUGGACGCCGACGACAUGGUCUCCAUGGAGAAGCCCGACUGGAAGAGCGUGUUCGCCUACAUCCAGUCCAUCUACGCCGUGCUGAAGUAG